GUUUUUGUUAAACCAAGGAAUUAUAAUACAAGUGGCAAAAUUACCUGCAGUUAUAAUGUGAAUGAAAUACAAUUUCAUGGCACCUAAGAAAUAUUUAUGACUGCUAAAUUUCCUUUGUUAUGUGUGUCGAAAAGUUGUGUUUGUGAAAUAACCUCUCUUGGUUCCCUAAACAGUGUUGCCUGGGCUGGUGGAGCAUCCUGCGCUGAUGUCUCUGUGGUCUGACUGCAGUGGUGGUCUGUUUCAUACUACACUGGACCGAGUGCUGAAGCACAUGCAUCUCAGCUUUUCAUUACCACUGUGUCAGAUUCUGCCUCACUCUCCUGACUCAGUGAUCAGGAUGGUGGUGAAUGAGAUGAUGGACAGGAGCGAGCUGGCCUCUUCCUUGUGUCCAUCGCUGUCCCCUCUGGCACAGGAUAUCCUCACUGUGUUUCAGUUUCUCCGCUACACUCUUGAACACAAUGUCACGGACAUGGAGCGACACCUGCUGGAUUUAGCCAAAGCGGUCAUGCUUGAAGAAGCCCUGAGCUGUGGGGAUACAGAACGCUGUGUGAAGGAACUACAGGAAGUGUCCGUCAUGUGUCUUCAGCCCCGCCCUCAAACCUUGUGGGCCGUGGCUGGGCUGUUGACCUCUGAUGACCCUGAUGUAAUGAAGGCCGCUACAGCCUUCCUCUCCUCUGCUGCCUCACACAAACCCUUCAGGUCAAAG
Molecule: messenger RNA, 706 nt
Organism: Sinocyclocheilus grahami
Lineage: Eukaryota; Metazoa; Chordata; Actinopteri; Cypriniformes; Cyprinidae
Product: protein FAM65B-like
Exons: 3
Source: RefSeq, a predicted model, not a curated record